AUGUCGUUGGCAUUUCUAGUUGAUAAGACCCAAUCCAAGGUCACAGUAUCCGAUUUGAAAGAUGCAGCUGCAAGUCUUGGGUUCAGCGUCCCAGAUGGUCAAGACACUGAGGAUUACCUUCAGAUGCUGCAGUCGACAGAAGCGAUCGUGAAUCAAAUCCAAGAAGCGGAGGACUAUAUCCACCCCUCACUGUGCCCCGCGCCAUCGACUAAUCAAAGAGAAUUUUGGGAACCGAAAAAAGAGGAUAAUAUUCUGAAUGCUUGGAGACAUCGCUGUGAUAUCGUAGCAGCCAGUCCGACAAGCACUUUACUCCAAGGAAAGACGAUUGCAAUCAAAGAUAACAUCUCCAUCGGAGGUCUUCCGACAACAGUGGGGACAUUCACCGAGCUAUUGUGUAAAGAUGGUCAACUUCCUGUUUCUCCAAUAGAUGCAUCUGUAGUCUCACGGGUGCUUCUGGCAGGUGCCACUAUCAAAGGAUCUUCGACAUGCGAGAAUUACUGCUUAUCGCCUCUUGGUUAUGGCUCUGCAACAGGUCCAGUUCAUAACCCUCGACUAGUAGGAUUUACCACGGGCGGAAGCAGCAGUGGCUCAGCAGCACUUGUAUCUGCAAACACGCUUCAGGAUCAAGAGACCAAACUUGGAGAGACAGUCGACAUUGCGAUCGGUGGUGAUCAGGCUGGAUCAAUUCGAAUCCCUGCCUCGUAUUGUGGAGUUUACGGGAUGAAGCCCACACACGGUUUGGUCCCAUAUACUGGAGCUGUGCCCUUAGCUCCCAUGAUUGAUCAUCUGGGACCGAUGGCUGGAAGCCUUGACGAUAUUGCCUCAUUACUUCAAGUGAUGGCAGGCUAUGAUGGGAUAGAUCCUCGGAUGACUCCUGAGAGUCCAUUACGGCAUCAAGUCCCAAACUACUCCAAGAUUCUGGAAGGUUUUAGAACCCGCACCCUUGAGAAAGGUGAAUUCAUUGGAUCUGGAUUGAAAAUUGGCAUCCUCGCGGAAUCCUUUGAUAUUCUUGGGUUAUCGGAGCAGGUUCACAACACUGUUCUAGACUCCGCUCGACGUUUCUUUGCAGCCGCCGGGGCCGAAGUAAUCGACAUUUCAGUCCCUAUGCAUCGGAUCAGCAGUCUCAUAUGGACAGCGGCCACCCGCAUGUCAGCUUCCGAAACGGCGUGUCAAGGCAAGACAGGUGGAUUUCUCUCCUUCCUCCCGCCGCAUAUUCAAGCUCGGUGGCCACCCGAUCAAGAGAUGUAUGAGCUAUUGACCGGAACCAACCCAUCUGCUCUGAACGUGAUGCUCAGUGGUCCAUUUCUACAGGAGAAGUUUGGUCCAAGCGUUGAGGCUAAGGCCCACCGUAAAGUGUUUGAGCUCCGGGCGGCUUACGAUGAAGCUUUCACGCAAGUGGACAUCCUUGUUACCCCAUGCGCACCGACCGUUGCUAUGGGACAUCCUAAAAUGCAAGGUGAUGCCGAAGGUCCGAGGUCUACUGUCAUGGAAAAGGUCUCUCUAGCGGUCGGAGUGACUACCAAUACUGCCCCCUUUAAUGCUACUGGUCAUCCGGCGAUGAAUGUACCCUGCGGAUUUGGUCAAGAUCCAAAUCAGCCUGAGGUAGAUUUGCCGAUUGGCAUGCAGCUCGUUGGAAGGAGAUGGGAAGAAGCGAUGAUUCUUAAAGCAGCGACUGUGUUUGAAGAAGGUCGAGCUAUGUCGAUGGCUGGUUAA
Messenger RNA from Penicillium malachiteum, 1713 nucleotides. RefSeq lists its product as uncharacterized. The transcript is spliced from 2 exons. The record is from RefSeq and is a predicted model, not a curated record. Lineage: Eukaryota; Fungi; Ascomycota; Eurotiomycetes; Eurotiales; Aspergillaceae. Gene Ontology annotation, molecular function: catalytic activity. The coding region runs from base 1 to 1713 and encodes 570 amino acids.